GAUCCUGUGGUGUUGUUUCCUUGUGGAAAGGAGCCUGAACCCCAAAACACAUUGAUCGAAUAUCUAAAACUUCUUUGAUGGAAAACGUGCGGAAUAAGCACCGUGAAAAACCAUGGAGCGAGUUUCUGAAAGUUGUCCGGUACACUAUGGAUAAGCACACUGGUACUGGAAACAUUGGUGAGAGCCUGUGUGUGUGCAGUUUAAAGACACUGCAAAAGGCUUUAAAUGUUGCGUCUUUGUCUGCCAUGGUAGACCGACUAGAGCUUCUAGCAAGAGAGAAUGGACUCUGCUCUCACCUGAGUGCUACAGGCACUGAGUGUUACAUCACCUCAGAUCUGUUUUACCUAGAGGUCCAGUUGAAGCCCAGUGGGGAAGUGCAGGAUGUCAAAGUGGCUCACUUGGGUGAGAACCCUGAGAGCUGUCAAGUGUUGCUGCAGUCUUUAAGGCAAAAGGAUUUUGCAGAAUUCACGAAGCAUUUGAAGAGACUGACUGAUCUCUAUGACUUCUCUGGGAACAGGAAAGUAGAGACAAACAUUUAUUCAGCUCUGAAGUCUCUGGAGAUUGAUCUCAACACGAUGUCUGUCCUGAACAGACGAGUAAGAAAUGCUGGCACACUCUGCACCAUACUCUGUGGAUCUGUUGGGUAUCUUACACCAAGGUGUGGAAGCAGUCUUAUGAGCUUAGAGUACUACAUUUCCCCUUACGAAUUGUUGGGACAAGGACUAAAUUCACCAUCAGAAUCACGGUCACCUGGGAUGAAAGUGUUGGUUACUGUUGAAAGAACCGCUGCAUUAAAUCAACUCCAGAUUGCUCCUAUAGUUGAAUUUGAGCCUGUGACUGAUGGUAUCCCUUUGUUCCAGUCAUUAACUGAUGGUAACAGUGCUGAACUCUCUGCUUGUUUCCUCUUGAAGUUUCCUCGCCCAUUUCCCAUGAUUUGCAGUCUCAUUCAGAAAAUUCAGAGAUACACAGGAAUCUCAAUACAAACUGACACACAGAAAGCUCCAUUACACGGACUUAUCGCACAGGCUCUCCUUUCUGAAAGAAACAUUACUACAAAUCCUUGGGAAUCUAUGUGUUUCUUUGUGUCCCUUCCAGGUGAGGAACAGCAUUGCUAUAUGCUUAAUAAGGACUCCACCAAGCCAGGUGCCCUGGUUAGUAAGAUUCCUUUCUCACAUCCAAAGCAAGUGCCUGAAAUAUUGGAGGUCCUUCGACACCAAGCAGCCUGCAACACGUUGAUUAGCAGUUUCAUACGGGAAACAGUAACUGUGGAAGAUUAUUCUGAAUGCCUUCAUUUUGAAAUUUACUCACUGAGUGACACCUGCAUCAGCUUCACAUUGAAGCAUCCAACCGACGAGAGCCUAGUUUGUGUGGUGAUGGAUGUGGUGAGCUCCAGAGAGAUCAUCUGUCAGCUCAUGAUGAAAUCAUCAGCUGCUUGCGUUUGCAGCGAUGCUCAUAUUACUAGGGUCAUCCACCGUUCCAUGUCUAUCCCAGUCACAAUGAGGUCAAUCUACAAGAAGUCUCAAACACAGGAAGCAGCAGUUACAGAGGCCUCCAGAGAAGCUCCCACAUCAUAUAUUAGUUGUAAAUGUUUUGGUUCGUUACUUGAAAAUCAUGACAAUUAACAAAAUACACAAGCCUA
Molecule: messenger RNA, 1639 nt
Organism: Callorhinchus milii (elephant shark)
Lineage: Eukaryota; Metazoa; Chordata; Chondrichthyes; Chimaeriformes; Callorhinchidae
Gene: med1l
Exons: 17
Coding region: 78-1622 (514 amino acids)
Biological process (GO): cellular response to thyroid hormone stimulus; regulation of transcription by RNA polymerase II
Cellular component (GO): mediator complex
Molecular function (GO): nuclear vitamin D receptor binding; transcription coregulator activity; nuclear thyroid hormone receptor binding
Source: RefSeq, a predicted model, not a curated record